AUGCGAACUUCUUCCACUCCUGCGUGCGCCUCUUCCGCUCGUGCGCGCACUCCUUCCGUUCAUGCACGCACUAUUCAGCGUCCCAUCAUUAAUAUCUCUGACUCUGAUGGCGAUGGUGAUAUGCCGCUGAUCCCCACAAGUCCACCUCGUGCCCCUCGCUAUAUCGACCGUGGCAUGUCCAUGGAUUCCCAUCACGAGUCUCGCCAUACCUUGCCAUCCGACUCGGGAUCGCGUACAGAGCCUUUGCCUACUGCCUCAUUAUCAGAUCUACCUUCAGAUCCGCCUCCAUCUUACUCUGCCGACUACUACAUCAGUCCUGACAUUUGCACGUUCAGCUUCAGUGACACAAUAUCCCAGUAUCUUGAGAUGCUGCGUGUCGAUGCGUGGCAGUGCGUGAAAAUCGAUCGGAGCCUGGAUUAUCACGUCACAGACUGGGAGGUCCUCUUUCAACAAGGAGAGCUAACUGCAGAGCAAGCUCGCGCCCUUCGCGAGCUCAUCUUUGAGGAGCUAUCGCCAGAAUCUCGUGCACUAAUGUUUGUUACAUGUGGGGGACCGAAUUUGUCGGACUGA
Messenger RNA from Sparassis crispa, 570 nucleotides. RefSeq lists its product as hypothetical. The coding region runs from base 1 to 570 and encodes 189 amino acids. NCBI's taxonomy places the organism in Eukaryota, Fungi, Basidiomycota, Agaricomycetes, Polyporales, Sparassidaceae. The record is from RefSeq and is a predicted model, not a curated record. The transcript has a single exon.